GCUCCUGGCGGUGCCAGCUGAACGACGCCUGGCGUAUGGUCACCGCGUCGCCUGCGAACGGAGGCCACCGUGGUUUUCUUGCGGAUGGCCUCGAACGAUGGUCAUGCUACGCUCAACGAAGCCUCCGAGGCGUCCGUCGCCCGGAGUCGUACAGCCAGGCCUUGCGCUACCGCUACUCCUGCCAGCCUUCGCCGGCACGGAGGCGAGCGUGGCGCCAAAGGAGCCUCGAGGGACCCGAAAAAGGAACCGACGCCACCCAACACGGUCUCACUGCGAGACGGCGAUGGAGCAGUGGCUGACGAAGGCAAUGCUGUCGUCGUCCAAGAUGCCCGAGACAUGACAGCCUCGAGUGCCGACGAGAGCGAAGACGGCGAGCAGAAGGACUCCACACAAGACAGCCAAGAUUCGCGGGAGACUAAUCGGGAACCGCUCGAAGAGCGCAAGGAUGCCGACGCGUCAAAUGUUCUGGGAAGGUCUCCAGCGAACACGGGUGACCCGCGACGUGACCAUUCAGAGGAGGGUGUCGCGGGGCCGUCACCGUCGUCGAUGGAGCACGAUUCCGGCGUUGCUGCCGUGCAAGCGGCUGGCCAGCUAUUCCCGCACUCGAGGGCUCUGCUGGAAUCGCCCGUUGAGGGCCUGGAGCGCAGAGUCGACGAACAAACUGGGCGGCGGGCACUCGCAUCGCAAUCCGUUGGCAGACGGGAGUCUGACAAGAAGGAACCGCAGUUGCGUAGACCAAGCGAGCGGCCACCGCAAAUGGUAAGGCAAACGAUUGGUUACGAAAUCCUGCUGAUGCUUUACUGA
Messenger RNA from Dermacentor andersoni, 804 nucleotides. NCBI's taxonomy places the organism in Eukaryota, Metazoa, Arthropoda, Arachnida, Ixodida, Ixodidae. The record is from RefSeq and is a predicted model, not a curated record.